Molecule: messenger RNA, 337 nt
Organism: Anoplopoma fimbria (sablefish)
Lineage: Eukaryota; Metazoa; Chordata; Actinopteri; Perciformes; Anoplopomatidae
Exons: 2
Coding region: 53-316 (87 amino acids)
Source: RefSeq, a predicted model, not a curated record
CUACGCACGUUGGCAUCUUCCCUUAGUGCCUCGCAUCGGACGGAGAGACACCAUGGAUCUGUCAUUCAUGGCUGCGCAGAUCCCAGUCAUGACGGGAGCCUUCAUGGACUCCUCGCCCAAUGACGACUACAGUGGCGAGCACUCGCUCUUUAACUCCUCGGCCAGCGUCCACGCCGCUGCCUCUGCCGCCUCAGUACACGGCCAGCAGGAUGAGGCGCAGUCCAUGUCUAGUGAUGCAAUCUGGCUCUGGAUUGCCAUCAUCGCCACAAUCGGAAACAUCGUGGUGGUUGGGGUUGUCUACGCCUGCACUUUCUGAUGAAUAUAUGCUUACAAAGAC